AUGUCUAAUAAUACAAAAUUUAUAUUACGAACAUUCUGUAAGUUUGUCUUUAUCUCUGGUUCUGGAAAUUUUUACUAUGAUCAGAAAAUAUAUAAAGAAACGUUUUUUUACAAAAUGUAUAGCAUAGUUUCCUAUUCGAUUUAUAUAACGAUGAUUCUAUUGGAAAAUUGCGCUGCAAUAUUUGGUAAAUUUCCCGAAGUGGAAAAGAAUUCAGCCGUUAUGUUCGCGGCUAUUCAUAACAUCGUACUGGCUAAAAUGUUCCUCCUGUUAUAUCACAAGAAUUCUAUAAGGAAAUUGAACUAUGAAAUGACAACGGUGAUGGAAAAUAUCGAGGAAGAAUACGUUAUGAGGGAGCAAUAUAGAAAAGUCAAAUUUGGUAUUGCGUUCUACGUCGCCAGUGUUUAUUUGUCGUUAGUCGCUUAUGGAGUAGAGAGUUUGAGAAAGGUAAUCACUGAAGGGGUACCAUUCUAUACAGUGGUGACCAUUUAUCCAUCUUUUAAUGAUAUCUCAAUGUUGGCAACACUAGUGAGAGCAUUUUUCUACAUUACCUGGUUAUAUAUGAUGUUACCAAUGAUGGCAGCAGAUUGUAUGCCCAUAAUUCACCUCAUUACUAUGGCAUAUAAAUUCAUGACGCUUUGUCAUCGCUUUGAAGCCAUAAGCGAGAGCUUUAAAAGAGAGGUUAAAAUUUCUAAGACACAAGCAAUCGCAAUGAUGAAAAUAAAGUUCUUGGAAGGAAUUGUAAUACAUCAAAAAUUGUUAAUGCUGACUGAAGAAAUUCAACGUGUAUUCGGUAUUAUAAUGUCGUUGCAAGUUUGUGAAAGUUCAGCCGUGGCAGUUUUGCUUUUGCUUCGUUUAGCGCUUUCAUCUCAUCAGGACUUAACCAAUGCUUUUAUGACGUAUACAUUCGUUUGUUCUCUUUUUAUUCUAUUGGCUUUAAAUCUAUGGAACGCAGGUGAAUUAACAUACCAGGUAUCACUACUAUCUAAUGCGAUGUUUUACUGUGACUGGUACAUGUGUGAUGUUGAUAAUGACUCAAAAAACAUACGACAACUGGUAUUGAUAGGAUGUGCGCAGGCGCAGAAGCCGCUCAUCCUCAAGGCGUUUGGGGUUCAAAAUUUGUCCUACGCCACAUUCGUAUCAGUGGCACGGAUGACAUAUUCCAUUUUUGCUGUAUUUUAUCAACGAAGACAUUAA
Messenger RNA from Pieris brassicae (large cabbage white), 1194 nucleotides. RefSeq lists its product as uncharacterized. The record is from RefSeq and is a predicted model, not a curated record. NCBI's taxonomy places the organism in Eukaryota, Metazoa, Arthropoda, Insecta, Lepidoptera, Pieridae. The transcript is spliced from 6 exons. Gene Ontology annotation, biological process: sensory perception of smell; detection of chemical stimulus involved in sensory perception of smell. Gene Ontology annotation, cellular component: plasma membrane. Bases 1 to 1194 code for a protein of 397 amino acids. Gene Ontology annotation, molecular function: odorant binding; olfactory receptor activity.